CACACACACACAACAAUGGGAAAAUUCACUUCCUACUUCCUUCUUUUUUCCCUCUUUUUCUCCAACUUUAUUGCUUCAAGCCUUGGAAAAAAGCAAAGUGAAGUUCUUGGAAAAUUUUACAAGGCAAAGCAGGAUUCAGCCUUUGGGAAGAAUUACUAUAAGGCGGCAGCCGUUGAAAAUGUAGAAUUGGACAAAGUUAUUCAUCCACAGGAGGGAUUAAAAGAAAAAGAUUGGAUCAAGAAACUGCCUGGACAACCACCAGUAAAGUUCCAACAAUAUGGUGGCUAUGUUACUGUCGAUGAAUCUGCUGGCCGUGCUUUAUACUAUUACUUCACUGAAGCUGAGAAUUCCAAGUCAUUGCCUUUGCUUCUCUGGCUUAAUGGAGGUCCUGGAUGUUCAUCUAUUGCAUAUGGGGCCAUGGAGGAGGUUGGUCCAUUUAGAGCUAAUAGUGAUGGGAAAACGUUACAUAGGAAUCAUUAUGCAUGGAAUCUUGUUGCCAAUGUGUUGUUUUUGGAGUGUCCUGCUGGAGUAGGAUUUUCAUAUACAAAUACAAGCAGUGACCUCAAUAAAACUGGAGAUAGUAGAACUGUUAAUGAUAAUGUUGUGUUUUUACUCAAUUGGCUCGAGAGAUUUCCCGAGUACAAGAACAGAGAUUUUUACAUUUCUGGUGAGAGUUAUGCUGGACAUUAUGUUCCUCAAUUGGCACAUGCAAUUCUUCAGCAUAACAAGCUAUCAAACAAGACUCUUAUCAAUCUCAAAGGAAUAAUUAUUGGGAACGCAGUGAUCAAUGAUGACACAGACAUCAUAGGAACGUACGAAUUCUAUGCAUCUCAUGCUCUAAUUUCCGAUGAAACGUUCCUUGACAUCAAAAAAUAUUGUUUCGACUAUAACUACAAUAAGAGCAACUGCAAUGAAGCAGUUGCAGUUUCAAACAACAAUUUGAAUCAUAUUGACAUUUACAACAUUUAUUCCCCCCUUUGCAAGGAUGGAAAUCUCACGAAAUACCCGAAAGUACCAUCACCAUUAGUGUUUGAGCCCUGCUCCGACCAGUACGUUCAUGCUUAUCUGAACAGGCGGGAUGUUCAAGAUGCACUCCAUGCCAAUGUUACGAACAUCAAAUAUGAUUGGGAAUCUUGCAGUGAUCCACUCUUUCACAACUGGAAAGACAGCCCGGCAACUAUAAUUCCUCUCCUCACAGAGUCUUUGGAAAACGGUGUUCGAGUUUGGAUUUUCAGUGGUGAUAUAGAUGGAGCAGUUCCUGUAACAUCUACGAAGAAAUCCAUAAAAGCAAUGAACCUUAUAAUUGAUCAACCAUGGCGCUCUUGGUUAUCUGGAGGAGAGAUUGGAGGAUAUGUUGAGACAUAUAAAGGAGGUCUAACAUUUGCAACAGUAAGAGGCGCGGGACAUGAAGUUCCAAGCUACCAACCUGCUAGAGCCCUUUCCCUUAUUUCUCACUUCCUUUCGGGCACACUACUCCCUGGAAAUCAUUAAUCUAGCACAUCCUUUAUUUAUUUAUGUAAUGAAGAAUUAU
Solanum stenotomum is the source of this 1531-nucleotide messenger RNA. RefSeq names its product serine carboxypeptidase-like 40. Gene Ontology annotation, biological process: proteolysis. NCBI's taxonomy places the organism in Eukaryota, Viridiplantae, Streptophyta, Magnoliopsida, Solanales, Solanaceae. The record is from RefSeq and is a predicted model, not a curated record. Gene Ontology annotation, molecular function: serine-type carboxypeptidase activity. Gene Ontology annotation, cellular component: vacuole. Bases 16 to 1491 code for a protein of 491 amino acids. The transcript is spliced from 8 exons.